Ruditapes philippinarum (Manila clam) is the source of this 3901-nucleotide messenger RNA. RefSeq names its product serine/arginine repetitive matrix protein 2-like. Gene Ontology annotation, biological process: actin filament network formation; cortical actin cytoskeleton organization. Gene Ontology annotation, molecular function: actin filament binding. The annotation marks the transcript as partial. The transcript has 8 exons. Gene Ontology annotation, cellular component: cytoplasm; cytoskeleton. The record is from RefSeq and is a predicted model, not a curated record. Lineage: Eukaryota; Metazoa; Mollusca; Bivalvia; Venerida; Veneridae.
AAUUAUAACAGUUUGAUUUUGUAAUUUACUUUCAGAGAGAUUACGUGAUGUUAUAAUUAAUGUUUGUACCUGUGUACUGCAAAUAUAUACCGGCACAGGUUCAUGUUUAUAUAAUGUAUUGUUUAUAUUUGAAAGGUGUUGCUUUGAACUGACUCACACUAUAUCUUAUCUGGAAUUAUAUUUCAGUUGAACUUUUUUACAGUCAAAGUGUUGAAUUAUAGUAUACAGUGUAUGUGUUAGAUUUAUAUAAAAAUUACAAGUGAUAUUUGGAUAUUAACAAGAAUUACGACAUGGGUACCAGCCGUGGAUACGGACUGGGGAGCAGCAAAUAUGGCGGCAGCAGCGGUUACGGUGGAAGUGGCGGCAGUAGCUAUUUAAACACCUCAUACGGAACGCCUCGGUCAACAUACAGACAAUCAAGUUACGAACCGAGACUUUCCUCUUAUGUUGGGGGUGGAUCAGUAAUGGAAAGAGUGAAACAGUUAAACCCUGACACUCGAAGUGGGGGUAGUUAUACCCCAUUAAACAGUCGCCGAGCCUCUGGUGCCAGAGAUUAUAGUGCGGGUGGGGGCGGAAGCACAAAUUCUUGGGAUAAAUAUUCAGGUCGAAGUGUUGGUAGUGAUUAUAGUAAUCGUUCAGGGUAUAUGUCAGACUAUGGUGGAAGUAAUCCAUCUCUUUAUGGUUCUUGGGACCGAACUUCAUCACGUUCAGGGAGAGGGUACGGUGCUGCAAGCCGUGAGACGUCGCCCGUUAGUUCUCGAACUCCCGCACGGCAAUAUGAAUAUAGUAGCAGUGCAUCACCUUCGCCGUAUUCAACAUACAUACGUGGUGCUGAAACUAGAUCUCCAGCAACACCACAUAGAUUUGAAAGACAAAAUUCCACAAGAUCUGAGGCGUAUGAAGAAUCUCCACCAAGACCGCGACGAAAGUGGGAGGAGGAUGUGUACGGUGUAAAGGCGCGACGGGAAGCUCUCCCAGAACCCGUUAAACCUCCUCCAAAAGACUAUUCGUCAGAUUCUGAUAGUGCCCCCGAGGAUGAGAAGGGGCAUGGUAGAUAUUUAAUGAGUAGGGGCACAUCCCCUAUGCCAGAGCCCGGUAAACGAGAUAGACGUUCUAAAGACGCGUCGCAAAUUAGUAAAAUUAAAAGGGUAAAGUGUCCAAAAGAGCCUCGCGGAAGAGCGAGAAGUGAUUUGAGGCGGAAACGGUUAGUAGAUUGUGCUACGCAAACGAAUCUUGAUGAAGCCGCUCCAAAACGUAGAAGCCGCCAAGGCGGAACGGAAAAUCGCGCCUCAAGAGAAGAAAUAGCCAAAAUGGCAGCUUUAGCUUUAUUAAAGGACGAUAAUGAUAAUACUGGUGAAAGUUUUUACAAACGCAGAGAACAGUUUCAGAUGCCAACUGAUCCUUUAUCACCUACGUAUAAAAAUAAAUCUGCUGGUUCGAGCUUUGAAUAUGACAAAUCUCCAACACGCCCUAACCAGCAGGACGAAAGGAAUUGGCGUAAAUCUGUGUAUGACGAUAGUCCACCUACAAAACGAAGCGAACCAAAUAGAGAUUCUCGUUAUUUGGAAAGCUUAGAUGUACCGGACGAGAAAAACUGGCGAAAGGCAGUGUAUGGUGACCCAACUCCCGCUCCUGGAGCUUUAAGUAGGCUAAAGCAUUACCAAACGGAAGAAGAUCUCAGAAUGGCGGGAGAAAGUGCAAGAGCGCGGAGAAUGCCACUUACAAGUACACCUGCACAUUUGAAUAUACCAGAUGAUGAGAGUAUGGACUCUCCGCCAGACCAUGCUGUCCGUUCUCCGUCAAGGCGGGAUAGAAAAUCUUACAAUGAUUCAGAGGCAGAAAAAAGACGGUCACAGCAGUCAGAAAAUGAAAAGAGACGAUCACAGCAGUCAGAAAAUGAGAAGAGGCGUUCGCAACCGUCGGAAAAUGAAGGCUCUAAGUAUCGGCGGUCUUCUUCUAGAGACAGUAUUCUAGAUGAUAAACCAAGUCGCCGUCGUCGUCAACGAACAUCAAGUCGUGAACUUUUGGACGAGUCAGAGCCUUCACAAAAAAGUGGCAGGACCACUCUUACACCAGAUUCAUUGUCGGUUAGAGACAGUAUUGAAAAGGUUCAUAGUUGGAAGCAAACACUUCCUCCGUCAAUACAGGACCAACAACAUUUAGGCGUUGAUCAAGCAAAUCGACAUCCUGAAACAGGUUUUCCGCGAAGUGACUCAGGGGAAUAUUUCUCUGCACAUGAACAAAAUCCGACCGGAAAACAAUAUAAAGACAAAAUGUAUGCCCAACAAACAGCUUCUUCUCCGAACUACGAAGAACAACAGUCUGGAGGUGAAGAAGAGGUGUUGUCUCCUGGUGGGCAUAGAAGGCGAAAAGCAAGACGCCAUUUGUCAAGAGACUUGUCACAAGAGAGCAGUGUAUUUGACGAAGAUCGUACACACCAUCCUGUGAAUAAGGAAAAGAUGAGAAAGUCUGAAUUAAACAGGUCAGAAGAACUUGAACGGCAAGAGCAAGAAGAAUUGGAGCGGCGGCAUCGUAUUUAUGCUGGUGAAGACCCAGCAGUUGUUGAAGAGUCCCUUCGUCAGAAACGAAAUGAACCAUACCAGCGUGAUGAGUCACCAAGCAGACGGCGUAAGCGUUACGGCUCGCGCCAUAAUUCACGUGACGACAUUCUUGAAGAUAAUCGAACGCGUAAAGACAAGAGAGAUACAGACGCACAUAUAAGUGACAGCUCACAAUUUGGUUUCAAUAGGGAAGGCUCGCCAAAUAGGCAAGGACAUAGAAGUAAAAAACACAGUCGUCAUAAUUCACAAGAAGGUAUUUUGGACAGAGAUGAUGCACGUGCGCAGGAACACGCACAAUAUAUGCGACCUCACAGUAUGGUAGUUUCGAAUGAGAGUUUAGCCAACCUUAGCGCCGCAAGUUCUAUUCCGUCCAUGCACUCGGCUCUUACUAAUGACGGUACUAUACAAAAUGCAGCUUCUUUGCAAUCUAUAACUUCAAACGAAGUACAGGAAGUUCCAACAGAUGAUCAAAUGACAUCAUCUGGUGGUUCACUUCCGGAUAUUGUUCCCGGUGAUAACAGGUCGCGUGAACAAUUUUCGAAAAAGAACCAGAAAUCAGGAAAAUACAAAAGCGGCUUGAUUGGACGAACGGAAGACAUAGACAACCUUCUUAAUUUCAGUCCAAAUGAAGAGGAAUUCGUUGAAAAGGGGCGAGGACUUCAAGAAGUAAUAAAGCAACAAAACGCGCACAUUCUUGACGCCCCUGUACCAAGAGAGCCUUCUCCUUUGAAGCCACAAGGUUCAGAGGAAAAAUUAAUAGACAUCGAAGAUGAGGAGGGAGUGUGGCCAUUUCUUUCGCAGGCCGAUGACAACGAUACUCAAACAUCUCCGAAACCCAGACCAGCCAAAACUGAGGAAAUCACUCAGACCGGCAAGGAGAUGUGGGAUUUAUUGAAGGCCAGGAAAGGUCUUGUUGUUAUAAGCGACAUUCUAGAACUAUGUGCCAAACCAAAAAGACCUCGAUUUAUUCGCGUUCCCGGGAGCGAGGAAGAAGAGAAGAGUUUCCGUGGUUACCAGACUGCAAACGAGAUGUUAGAAAACUUACAGGUCGACACUAAACAGCUAGAAGAUUGUGCUCUACAGAUCUACAGGUAUCAUAAUGGAACACAAGGGGACUAUGGGACAUAUCUCGACCCCGAAUCAACCAUUGAUGAACAAGCAGAGGAACUGGAAGGCUUUCAGGACCAUCCAUGUUCCAGCGAGAAGCCGAGGAGAAAAAAUGCCCUGAUCUUGAGGACGCAACUUACUGUCCGAGUACAUGCUGUGAUAGAAAAAUUGUUGAAUUCCUGUGGACGUGAACUAAGAGACGUGCCUUAUUUUCUCUCAAACAGAUCUUCCAG